AUGUGCAACAGAAAAUUUUUAUUUUUAUUAUCAUUAUCAUCAUUAUCACAAUAUUUAAUCACCACCAUCAAUGUACAUGCACAAUAUCGUCCACAAUGGCCUAGUCCUUAUGUACAACGUGAAAUAUUUGUAUUAAAUCUUGAAGAUGGUUAUUUUGGUUGCCAAGUGAAUGAAUCGACAGAUUUUUUACAAUUAUUUGAAUUAUCUAAACUAUGUGAUGGUAUACCUCAAUGUUUUCAAGGUUCUGAUGAAGUUUCAUUAGAAUUGAAAUGUAAUGAUCGUAAUCAAUGUACAAAAUGCAUAAACGAUAAUUGUCAUCCAAAACAAUCUAAAUGUACAAAUGGCGUAUGCCUUGAUCAUCUUUGUUAUUGUAAUGAUGGAUUUGGUGGCAAAAGUUGUGAUAUACCAGAUGAAAAUGAAUGCAAAUAUCGACCAUGUGAUGUAUUUGCCCAUUGUACAAACACAAUGGGUAGCUAUUAUUGUUCAUGUUUUCCAGGAUAUGAAGGCGAUGGAUUCUCAUGUAAAGAUAUUAAUGAAUGUGAAAUACCAUCAUUGGCUGCAUUAUGUGGUGAAAAUGCUGAAUGUUGUAAUCUACCUGGACAUUUUGUCUGCAAAUGUCAAUCAGGUUUCACUGGUAACGCAACUAUUGCUUGUAUGGAUAUUGAUGAAUGUCAAGAUGGAGGAUACUGUGGCCAGAAUGCUAUUUGUACCAAUAUACCUGGUAGUUAUUCAUGUGAAUGUGCCAAUGGUUUUGUUGGCGACCCAUCUAUUGAAUGUUUAGAUUUGAAUGAAUGUGAAAAUAAUCCAUGCGGAUCUGGUGCAAUCUGUACAAAUACUGUCGGCAGCUUUGAAUGUUCAUGUCCAGAAGGUUAUCAUAAUAACAAUAUUACCGCACUUGGUGGUGGUUGUAUCGAUAUAGAUGAAUGUCAAAAUCCAUUAAUAUGCGGUUCAAAUGCUGUUUGUAUAAAUAUUCCUGGUAGUUUUGUCUGUGAAUGUGGAUCCGGAUUCACUGGCAAUCCAAAAACACAAUGUGAAGAUAUUGAUGAAUGUCCGUCGGCUUCAUGUGGUGUUGAUGCAAUAUGCAUAAAUAAUAUUGGAAGCUAUAGUUGUCAAUGUAAGCCUGGUUUCACUGGAACUCCAUAUCAUUCGGCUGGUUGUUUAGAUAUCGAUGAAUGUCGACAAGAAAAUCUUUGCGGACCAAAUGCUUUAUGUUAUAAUAAACCAGGAUCAUAUGAAUGCAAAUGUUCAACAGGUUAUACAGGAAAUCCUAUUCGUGGCUGUAAAGAUAUUGAUGAAUGUUCAACGAAUCCUUGUGGACCGAAUGCAAAGUGUUUGAAUACGAUUGGUUCAUUUCAAUGUCAAUGUCCGGAUAAAUAUCUAGCUCGUGAUGGUAAUGCUGAAUUAGGUUGUGAUCGUACCGCUGUCGAUGUUUAUUGUAUAGAACAAUCCGAUUGUACGGCCAAUGCUAUUUGUAUUGAUGGUAAUUGCCAAUGUAAAUCUGGUUAUCGAAUCGAUGGAAUAAUGUGUAUCGAUGUUGAUGAAUGUCGAACAAACAAAAAUGUUUGUGGUAAAGGUGCAACCUGUAUAAAUUUAGAUGGUGGUUAUGAAUGUUUUUGUGAAUUUGGCUACGAAAAAAUUCAACAAUCAGCGAAAAGCAAAUGUCAAGAUAUUGAUGAAUGUGUUCGUAUUCCAUAUCCUUGUGGUGAAAAUUCCGUAUGUAUCAAUCAGGAUGGCCAUUUCAAAUGUUCAUGUAAAGAAGGUUUCAUUGGAAAUGCAACAAGUGGAUGUCAAUCUCCUUGUGAUUCAGUACAAUGUGGUCAAUAUGCAACCUGUCACGUUAAUGGUCAAGAAGCUGCCUGUGUUUGUGAUCCAGGAUUUACUUUUAAUCCGAGCAAUAUCAGCGCCGGAUGUUUGGAUAUUAAUGAAUGUGAUGUUGAUCAUGGUCCUUCAGGUCUCUGCGGACAAGGUGCUGUCUGUACGAAUAUUAUUGGAAGUCAUCAUUGCCACUGUUCCCCUGGUUUUAGUGGGGAUCCUUUCCGUUAUUGUGAAGAUAUGGAUGAAUGUGAUCGUCGAUAUGGGCAAUAUGGAAAGUGUGGUGAAAAUGCCAUCUGUACAAACCUUAUGGGAAGCUAUUCAUGUUCUUGUCCAUCCGGAAUGACCGGUAAUGCACAUGAAUCCUGUCAAGAUAUUGAUGAAUGCUCGUUAGCGUUUGGUGCAAAUGGAAAAUGUGGAUUUUCAGCCAUAUGUUCAAAUUCUUUCGGUAAUUUUAGCUGCCGUUGUCCACCCGGAAGUUAUGGUGAUCCAAAAAUACGUUGCUUUCUGGAACAAACCUGUUCAAAUGAUAAAGAUUGUCAAGGAAAUUCGAUAUGUAAACAAGAAAAAUGUUAUUGUCCACCGCCUUUUUUUGGUGAAAAUUGUAAACAUCCAUGUGAUGAUCUAUUCUGUGGUGAGCAUGCCAAAUGUCAAUUGGAUCGUCACGGAAAUCCAGUUUGUUCAUGUAUUGAUGGUUAUACUGGCAAAAGUAAUAGUCUUCCUGGCUGUGUCGAUUUGGAUGAAUGUGCCAACAAUAAUCCUUGUGGAAAAUUGGCCGUCUGUCGUAACACUCCUGGAUCUUUUGAAUGUCUGUGUACGCACGAUUAUCGUGGCGACCCAUUCAUUGAAUGUCUAUUGGAAGGCAAAGAUCGUAUCGAAUGUAAUGAUAAUUUAUCCUGUCCACCAAAUGAAGAAUGUAUUUCAGCGCAUAAUAUAAAUCAAUGUGUAUGUCAACGUGGCUAUGUUCGUGAUUUGGUUACGGAAUCCUGUCGUGAUGUUAAUGAAUGUAGUGAAUCAAAAAAAUCACCAUGUGGAACGAAUGCAUUCUGUAUGAAUCUUGAUGGUGGCUAUACAUGCCAUUGUCCUGAUGGGUUAACUGGCAACGCAUAUUCAUUGUGUUAUCCCGAUAUAAUCGAAUGCAAUGAUGAUAAACAAUGUCCCGGUAAUACGGCUUGUAUUAACGAUAUUCAAUAUGGUGUUCAUUGUGGCUGUAAAGAUCCAUAUGUUCGUGAAGGCGAUUAUUGUAUUAUGACUAGCCGAAAUUGUUCGAAUGCUAAUCCAUGUCCACAGAAUCAAGAAUGUAUGAUGACCAGUUCAGGAUUUGGUUUCUGUAUCUGUCCAAAAGGAUUUACAUUGGAAGCUAAUGGAUUCUGUCGCGAUAUCGAUGAAUGUACAGAAAUGCAAGAAUUUAAUCUUUGUGGAUCAAAUUCCGAAUGUAUUAAUCUACCCGGUGCUUAUGAAUGUCUUUGUCGUGUUGGCUAUACUGGUAUCGGUAAAGUUGGCUGCGAUCGUAUUGUUCAACAUUGUCAAUCCAAUACUGAUUGCGAACAAAAUUAUCAAUGUCGAAAUCAUUCGUGUGAAUGUUCAUCACCGUUCAUUUUUGAUGGUCAAUCAUGUCGACAUCCAUGUGAUUGGAAACAAUGUGGCCAAAAUGCUGAAUGUAUUUUCGACAAAGAUGAAGGAACACAUUGCCAAUGUAAGCCUGGUUGUAUAGGAAAUCCAAAUGAAGGAUGUCAUGAUAUAAAUGAAUGUACAUCAUUGCUGCCAUUAGAUCCUAAUGGUCCUUGUGGAGCCAAUGCUGUUUGUAUCAAUCUAUUGGGAAGUUAUCGUUGCGAAUGUUCUGAUGGUACUGGCAAUGCUUAUGAAUCUGGAUGUCAAGGAUCAUCAAUAUGUCAAUCAAAUGAUGAUUGUCCAAAUGAUACGAUUUGCAACAAAGAGCUCAAUGUUUGUAUCGAUGCUUGCAAUCAGGCUAUUUGUGGACCAAAUUCCUAUUGUAUCGGCAUCAAUCAUACAGCUAUCUGCCAAUGUACUGCCGGCUAUUCUGGUGAAGGAAAUGAUCUAGUUAAAGGGUGUUUAUCACCUUGUAGUAAUCUUCAUUGUGGCCUUAAUGCCCAUUGUAUUGUGAACACACAAAAUCAACCAGUUUGUCGAUGCCGAAAUGGAUUUUAUGGUAAUCCUUGGGCCGGGGGUGCUUGUAUGCCGGAAAUUAAAUGUUCGAAUCAAUUACCAUGUCCAUCGGAUCAAAUUUGUAUUAAUCACGUAUGUAUCGAUAGGAUACCACCGUUGCUAACACCACCGACAUGUUAUCCUGGUUGUGGUCUCAACAGUCAUUGUGCUUACGAUACGCCGAAUAAAUGCGUCUGCAAUAGUGGAACUAGCGGAAAUCCAUAUAUCGCUUGUACGACGAUUCCUCGAUGUGAUAGGAUUCGUUGUGGUACCGGCGCUAAUUGUUUGGAAAGUGCAACAAGUGUUGAAUGUGUUUGCGCAGCUGGGUUCCAUGGUAAUCCAUAUAUUGCCUGUGAAGAUGUUAAUGAAUGUUUACAAGAUCUUUGCGAUAAUCAUCAUGGAAAUAUUUGUGGCACAAAUGCCAAUUGUAUCAACGUUAUCGGCAGUUAUCAAUGUGUCUGUCGAUCCGGUUAUGUGGGUAACCCUUUGUUUUCAUGCCAAUUGCCAAAAAAACCUGGAUAUGAAAAUCAAAUCAAUGGUGUUGGUAUUUCCUGUUCGACAACUUCAAAUUGCCCACCAAACACUGUAUGUUUCCGUGGUAUUUGUGUGCAACCAAACCGAUGUAUUGAAGAUUCUAAAUGUGAUAGUAACAAUGUAUGUGCUCUAGUCAACCAGGAAAUUGGAUUUCAAUGUAUCGAUCCAUGUGACACAACCCAAUGUGGCCCGAAUGCAUUCUGUUUUACUAUUGAACAUAAACCAAAAUGCCUUUGUAUCGAUGCUCAUUCUGGGGAUCCAAAUGAUCUGGAAAUUGGUUGUUCACCAAGUGCUGCUGAAAUUCGUUUACCAUCAACUUGUGAUCAUGAUGAUGAAUGUCAAUCGAAUUUUGUUUGUAAACAUAUACCAUCACGAUCAGAUUCAAAACAAUGUGUCAGUGUCUGUGAUAUCAUAGAAUGCGGUCCAAAUGCUCAUUGCAUUGCACGAGAACGACGACGACCAGAAUGCGUUUGCCAUGAAGAUUUUGAAGGAAAUGCAUAUGAUCUAAUCAAAGGAUGUAGUCCCCACGCUUGUACAGAUGAUGGUGAUUGUAAACAGGAUGAAAUAUGUUCAUCAUAUUCACAAGGAUAUCGUGAAUGUGACAAUGUUUGUAAAGAUUUUCAAUGUGGUAUCAAUAGUGUUUGUCGUGGUCGCGCACAUCAAGCAUAUUGUGAGUGUCGGCCAAAUUUUGCCGGCGAUCCAUAUGAUGGAAAAAUUGGCUGUCAACCAGUUCAGCUUACUUGUUCGGAUGAUAAUAGCUGUGCUGAAUUUCAAGCUUGUCGACGUGUAUUGACUGGUCUUCGAAAUUGUACUGAUGUUUGUGAUAAUAUUCGUUGCGGACAAAAUGCUCGUUGUGUUGGCCGUGCUCAUCAAGCUGUUUGUGAAUGUUUACCUGGUUUCAGUGGGGACCCUCCCACACGACAAUGUCAAACACCAAGCCAACAUCUUUGUCAACGUGAUGAACAAUGUCCGGUGGAUAAAAAAUGUGUGCUGACCACCGAAAAUGUAAAAGAUUGUGUGGAUAUUUGUUUCAAUCAUAUUUGUGGCAAAGGUGCAUAUUGUGUUGCAAAAAAUCAUCGGCCCCAUUGUGAUUGUAUGGCUGGCUAUACACGUAUAUCGGGUGAUUCUAACGGUGCUACCUGUGCGCCAAAUAUUUGCCAAACAAAUCGAGAAUGUCGUAAUGAUCAAAUCUGCACAAUCACUCGUAAAGGUAUACUGGAUUGUGUCGAUGUUUGCGAAUCAAUCAAAUGCGGUCCGAAUGCCGAAUGUAUUGCCAUCGAUCAUACAGCCACAUGUAAAUGUAAGAAAUCUUUUUUUGGAAAUCCUGAAGAUUUAUUCCGCGGUUGUGUUCCAAAAGAUCGUUGCACAUCAAAUACCGAUUGCAAUACUGAACAAGUAUGUCAUCUAAAUGAGUAUGGUGUCAAAUCCUGUGUGGAUGGAUGUUCGGUAAAUGUUUGCGGUCCAAAUGCUAUUUGUUUGACCAAUGAACAUUUCGUUACCUGUACCUGUCCAGAUGGUUUUACUGGUCGUGCUAGUGAUCAAAAUGGUGGUGGCUGUUAUCGAAUCACUAAUGAAUGUUUCAAUGAUGAAAAUUGUCCAUCCAAUGCAAUCUGUGUACAAGGUCCAGAAGAUAUUAAUAUAUGUCAAGAUCCAUGUAAACAAUUUUUAUGCGGUGAAAACGCUAUCUGUUCGUCAUUGAAUCAUCGCGCACAUUGCGCGUGUUUGCCCGGUUUCAGUGGAGAUCCAUUCCAUAUGUGCUAUAAUCCGGAUGAAUGCAAAUUAGAUAUCGAUUGUCCAAACGAUAGUGUUUGUAAAUUUGAUCAAAUUACCAGCACACAUAAAUGUGUCAACGUUUGUCUUUACAGUGAAUGUGGCAAAAAUGCACUGUGUAAAACACAUAAACAUAAAGCACAAUGUUUUUGCCAAUCAUCAUUUGAUGGUGAUCCAUAUGAUCUUAUUCAUGGUUGCCAUAUACCGGUCAUCAAUAAUCUAUGCCAGAAUGAUUUUGAUUGUAAAUAUAAUUACAAAUGUUUACCUACCCGUUCCGGAAUCAAUGAUUGUAUCGAUGUCUGCACCACUGUUCAAUGUGGGCCAAAUUCUAAAUGUCAAAUACAUAAUCAUGAUGCUACCUGUGAAUGUAUUCCCGGUUAUGUUGGCUCUGCUACUGAUCUCGCCAUCGGUUGUAUUAAACAAGAUCACGAUGAAUGUAAUGAAGAUAUUGAUUGUAUCAAUGGAUCCGAUGUUUGUAAAGCAUUGAAUAAUGGUGUUAAAAAAUGUUUCAAUGCUUGUCAAUUUAUCACCUGUGGAACUGGAUCAAUAUGUGUGGCAGUUGAACAUCGUGCCUAUUGUGAUUGUAUGGAAGGAUUUGUACGUGAUCAGAAUCAGAUCUGUAUACCACGUAAAGAUGAAUGUGUUUCCGAUCAUCAAUGUCCAGCAUUAUCAACUUGUAAAACGAAUGUUCUUGGCAUACGACAAUGUGCCGAAGCUUGUAUUGAUUUCACUUGUACGCCGAAUUCACGAUGUGUGGCCAUGCAUCAUAAAGAACAAUGUCAAUGUGAACCAGGUUUUACUGGCGAUCCACUUAGCCGUACUGGUUGCGUCCAAAUUUCAUUACAUCAAUGCAACAAUGACAAUGAUUGCUUAUCGUCCAAUGAAAUAUGUUUAGCUGAUCAACAUGGUAUUCGAAAAUGUGUUGAUGGAUGUUUGAAAUUCGAAUGUGGUAAACAUGCCGUAUGUGUGAUUGAAAAUCGUGCACCUGAAUGUCGUUGUCCAACAAAUGGUCAUUUUGUUGGCAAUCCAUAUGAUCGUAAUAAUGGCUGUAUACGUGUCGAAUGUAUUACCGAUAAAGAUUGUGCAGAUGAUAAAGCUUGUUCAACACACAAUCAUUGUUAUGAUCCAUGCAUCAAUGGCUGUGGUCAGAAUGCUGUUUGUAUUUCACAUUCUCAUUAUGCUCAUUGCAAAUGCUUAUCUGGUUUUACUGGAGAACCUUAUGGAAUCGGUUGUUCGUUGGUUCGAUUAUGUGAUUCAAAUCCUUGCCAUGAAAUGGCUUAUUGUAAUGAUACACUUGGAUCGUUAACAUGUACAUGUACUUCCGGUUUUAUUGGUAACCCAUAUUCCAAAGAUAUUGAUGGCUGUAAACAUCCUAAUGCAUGUCCACGUGGAAAUAUUGAUUGUUCACCAAAUUCAGUGUGUAUGCCUGAUGCUACUGGAUUAUUUUUAUGUAAAAAUCCAUGUGACCAAAUCGAAUGUGGACCGAAUUCUGUUUGUCAGAUACGUGAUCAACAACCAAAAUGUCAAUGUUUGGACAAUUUCAACGGCCAACCAAAUUCAUUUGGAUGUUCACGAAUUCCAAGAUUUUGUAAAACAAAUCCUGAUUGUGCCGACGAUAGCCAAGAAUGUAUUGAUGGUCAAUGUCGAUUUGUUUGUACGCUUGAUAGUGAAUGUGCUGAUGGUGAGAAAUGUGUCGAUAAUUUCUGUGUAAAAGCUUGUAUCGUCCAUGAUAGUUGUUCACCGAAUGAAGCCUGUGUAAGCAAAGGUUAUUGUAAUUUUGGAUGCCGUGACAAUAUUGAAUGUCCAGCGGAUCAAGCUUGCAUCCAGAAUCGUUGCCAGAAUCCAUGUGAAAUCAAAAAUAUUUGUGGCAACAAUGCAUUAUGUGCCAUUCAAAGUCAUAAUCUUACCUGUUUUUGUCCAGAGAAUUUCGAAGGCAACCCAGAUCCAAUUAUGGGAUGUAAACGAAAAUAUUAUCAUUGUUCUAGCGAUAUGGAAUGUCCUUUUGGAUUAGUAUGUGCCAAUAAUAAAUGUCGACCAAAAUGUAACGAUUGUGUGGAUGGAGAAAAAUGUAUUGCCGAUGCUUGUUUUCAAACAUGUUCCAGUGAUAUUAAUUGUCCAGCCGGUGAAGUUUGUAUCAAUCAUGUCUGCAUUACUGGAUGCCGUUCAAAUGCCGAUUGUACAUUGAAUCAAAUCUGUGCCAAUACCCUUUGUUCUUGUAUACCUGGAUUCGAAUAUAUUGCCGGUGUUGGAUGUGUAGAUAUUGAUGAAUGUCUUACUGAACCUUGUCAUCCUACUGCUAUAUGUGAAAAUGUACCUGGAAGUUAUAGAUGCUCAUGUCGUGAUGGAGAAAUUGGAGAUGGAUGGACUGGAUGCCAAAAUCCUGGUGAAUGUCCUAGAGGUGAUAUUGAUUGUCCAUCGAAUGCUGCCUGUCGAAGUAAUCAAAAUGGUGGACUAUCGAAAUGUGUAAAUCUUUGUUCCUAUCAGCCAUGUGGACCGAAUUCAUUGUGUAAUGUUGUUGAUCACAAAAUUCAAUGUAAAUGUCCAGAAGUUGGCUUAUACAGUGGCGAUGCUUUCAAUCAUCAAAUUGGCUGUCAAGCAGUUGAAUGUCUUCACGAUUCAGAUUGUCCAUCCGAUAGACAAUGUCGUAAUUUUGUCUGUGAAAAUGCUUGCGAUCAGGUCGAUUGCGGCCCUCAUGGAUCAUGUAUCAUACGUGAUCGUCAAGCUAUUUGUCGUUGUGAAAUUGGAUUCGAAAACAAUGGAUUAUUAAAUUGUGUCGACAUAAAUGAAUGUCAUCUUCAUCCUUGUCAUAAUACAGCAAUUUGUGAAAAUAUACCCGGAAGUUAUGGCUGUAAAUGUCCAACAAAUCUGGUUGGAAAUGCUUACGAACAUCCUGGCUGCCAUGAAUCAGAUGUUUGCUACAAUGGUGAUGAUGAUUGUCCCGAUUCUUCUACCUGUAUAAUGGUUGCCGGUGUGCCAAAAUGUCGUGAUCGAUGUAAUGAUCCAACAAUUUGUGGAAUGAAUUCCAUUUGUAUGACCAUACAUCAUCAACCUAAAUGCUCAUGUCCAAAAUUUUUUUUUGGAAAUCCAUUAGAACGUUGUGAACGUGUCGAAUGUACUGGCAGUUUGGAUUGUACAAAUGAAACGGAUAUUUGUUUUGAAAAUCAUUGUGUUAAUGUUUGUCUUUCACCUACUGUGGCUUGUGGUGAAAACGCUUAUUGUGUUCCACAAAAACAUAGCUACAGCUGUAAAUGUGCCGAUGGAUAUUUUGGCGAACCAAUUGCUGGCUGCCGUAAACGUUUAGCUUGCGAUUCAGAUGAAGAUUGUCCAUUUUCUGAAUUCUGUCAUAUGGAUCAUUUUUGUCGUAGUUCCUGUGCUAGCCAUCGUGAUUGUAAUCAAAAUGAAAAAUGUGAAAUGGGCAAAUGUAUUCAAAGCUGUAAAAAUGAUUUUGAUUGUUCAUCCGAUUAUUACUGUGUUGAAUGGCGAUGCAUACGACGUAUUGAAAAUCGUUGUAACAAUGACAAUGAAUGUGGUGAAUAUGCCGCCUGUCGUGCUGAUGAUACUGGUGGUUUUAAUGAUUGUAAAGAUCCAUGUGAAAAUACUAUUUGUGGCCGUAAUUCUCAAUGUAAAGUUAUCAAUCAUUCUCCAAUCUGUGAAUGUUUAUCAGGAUUUUUUGGCAAUCCCAAUGAUGAACGAUUUGGUUGUCGUCCUAUUGAAUGUUCAUCACAUCAAGAAUGUAAAACGAAUCAAGCCUGUUCAAAUCAUAAAUGUAUUGAUCCAUGUAAACAACAAAACAGUUUUAUUUGUGGUAAAAAUGCAUAUUGUAGUUCGGAAAAACAUUCGGCAAUUUGUCGAUGUUUCGAUGGAUUUGAAGGUGAUGAUCCGAUCGUUGGCUGUCAACGUAUUGAUUAUUGUAGUAAAAAAGUUUGUCAUCCAACCGCCAUCUGUAUCAAUAAACUUUCCGGUUAUGAAUGUAUGUGUCCAAUAGAUAAAAAUAUUGGUUCACCAUUUGAAGAACCUGGAUGUCGUGGUCCUAAUGAAUGUCCAAACGGAAAUUCCGAUUGUCCACCUAAUGCUGUUUGUGAGCUUAAUUCAUCACGUGGUCUAUUGAUGUGCCAGAAUCCAUGUGAACGGGAUGAUAGUUGUGGAAUCAAUGCUCUAUGUACUGUAUCGAAUCGACAACGAAUCUGUAAAUGUCCAGAUGGAUUUCAAGGAAAUCCAAAAGAUACAAGACGUGGUUGCCAACGUAAUCUGAUUGAAUGUCAAAAUGAAAAUCAAUGCCCCAUUGGAACGAUUUGUGAUAUUGGAAAAUGUCGGCCACAAUGUGCAACGAACAAAGAUUGCGCUAAAAAUGAACAAUGUUUCGAUCAUCGUUGUCUGCUUCGAUGUUUCAGUGAUCAAGAAUGUUCAGACGGUGAAAUAUGUAUGAAUAAUCGAUGUCAAGCUGGUUGCCGCAAUGAUAAUGAAUGUUCAAUGAAAGAAGCAUGUAUAUUGAAUAGUUGUAAGAAUAUGUGCGAUACACCGAUUGCUUGUGGUGCGAAUGCUUUAUGCACAAUGGUGGCUCAUCAACCAAUUUGUUCAUGCAAAUAUGGGUUUACUGGUGAUUCAAAAAUGGGCUGUAUUCGUAUCAUGCGGAUGUGUUUAUCGCCGAUUGAUUGUCCGGAAAAUCAUAUCUGUAUUGAUGGUCGUUGUAAAUCGCUUUGUUUGGCCGAUAAAGAUUGUGCUAUUGGAGAGAAAUGUUUCAGUGGUCAUUGCGUUCUACUUUGCCGUCAUGAUAAUGAAUGUCUGACAACACAUGAAAUUUGUAACGCUAAUCGUUGUCAAACUGGUUGCCGUAACAAUAAUCAAUGCGCUGGACAUUUGGUAUGCACUCGAAAUCAAUGUAUCGAUCCAUGUGAAGGUUCAGCAGCAUGUGGACCGAAUGCUAUUUGUAGUGUCGUGAAUCAUCGAAUAUCCUGUUCCUGUCCGAUAAAUUUUGUCGGUCGUCCAUCUGCAAAUGUUGGCUGUAUGCGUGAAUCAAUUUCCUGUCAAUCGAACACUGAUUGUCAUGAUGCCGGAUUGAUUUGUACGAAUAAUCAAUGUCGACAAGUUUGUUCGGCCAAUAAAGAUUGUGCCGUUGAUGAACGCUGUGUGAGUGGCCGUUGUCAUAUUCAAUGUACCAAAGAUCGUGAAUGUCCGACAAGUGAAAUUUGUCUGCAUAAUUUCUGUAAUGUUGGCUGUCGUUCCGAUGCGGAUUGCGCAUCGACGGAAACCUGUAUGAAUAAUUUCUGUAUGGAUAUUUGUGCAAGUCCAACUGCUUGUGGUACGAAUGCCAUUUGUUCGGUUCAUAAUCAUGAAAAGAUUUGUUCAUGCAAAGAAGAUACGAUUGGUAAUCCUUUCGUUGAAUGUGUGCGUCAAUUUGUUAGCUGUGAUCAACAAACAGGUGGUGGUUGCGGAAUUGGACAAAUUUGUGAAUCAUCAUAUUGUUUUGCUCAAUGCAAUCGUGAUCAAGAUUGUUACAAUAAUGAACGAUGUUUGAAUGGUAUUUGUAGUACGAUUUGUACUAAUCAUGAUGCUUGUCCACGUGGAUUUGUCUGUGAAUUUGGUCAACAACAAUGUACGCCUGGUUGUCGUCAAGAUUCCGAAUGUUCAACUACCGAUAUUUGUAUCAAUCGUAAAUGUAUCAAUGCCUGUCAUAAUCCAACAUCAUGUGGUCUUGGUGCCCAAUGCAUUGCUGUCAAUCAUCUUGCUCAAUGUUCAUGUAAUGCUCAGCAAACUGGAAAUCCAAAAAUUGAAUGCAAACAUAUAGACUGUUUAAUCGAUAUCGAUUGUAAUGAUGGAGAAAUUUGUCAAAAUUAUAAAUGCCAACCAGGAUGUCGAUCCGAUUCUGGUUGUUCAUCCAGUGAAAGUUGUAUCAGCUUACAAUGUGUUGAUCCUUGUAUGUUUGCUGAAGUUUGUGGUGAGAAUGCCAUAUGUCAGACUAUUGAUCAUCAACCAUAUUGUUCUUGUCCUUCUUCUAAUUAUGAUGGAAAUCCAACCGUACGAUGUAUGCUUAAACAACAAGAAGAAUUAUCAUGUCGAUCAUCGAACGAUUGUCCAAUGGAUAGUUCCUGCAUCCAUCAACGAUGUAUUCGAAACAAUGAAUGUAGUAAAGAUAAAGACUGCUCUAUAGGCAACAUUUGUAUACAAGGAAAAUGUUUUGCCGGAUGUCGUCGAGAUGAUGAUUGUCCAUUGGAUAUGGCCUGUCAAUCACAACAAUGUCAUAAUCCAUGCAACACUCGUGGUGCUUGUGGUAACAAUGCCAUUUGUCAGCCCUUUAAUCAUCAUGCAAAAUGUUUUUGUUCCGCUGACCAUAUUGGUCAUCCUGAAACUGAAUGUUUACCAUUACCGUUAUGUCGUAAAAAUGAUGAAUGCCCUAUUGGUUAUCUUUGUCAAUCAAAUAAAUGUGUUCAAUCGAUUGGAUGUGUUUCGGAUAAUGAAUGCCGUAUGACGGAAAUCUGUUUGAAUAACCGUUGCACAGAAGGCUGCCGUUCCAAUAGUGAUUGUUCAUUCAAAAUGGCCUGUAUUAAUUAUCUAUGUCAAAAUCCAUGCUCAAUGAAAACGUGUGGUCCUAAUGCUAUUUGUAUUUCCAUCAAUCAUGAAGCUGUUUGUAGAUGUCCAGAAGGAUUUAUCGGCGAUGGUUAUCAAGGUUGUCGAAUUCAACAAAAUGAUUGCCACGUGGAUAAAGAUUGUGGUAUUGGCAAAAUUUGUAUCUCUAAUCGUUGUAUUAUUGGUUGCCGUAACGAUGAUAAUUGUCCAUUCGAAAAAACUUGCUAUAAUCGAAAAUGUAUUGAUCCAUGUUCAUUGGAACAAAUUUGUGGUGUAAAUUCAUUAUGUCGACCAGCAAAUCAUAAAGCCGAAUGUUUUUGUCAGCCAAAUUAUAUUGGCGAUGCUAAAGUUCAUUGUGUGGAAAGCAAACAAAAACUAGAAUUAUAUGAAUGUUCUGAUGAUGUUGGAUGUGGUCCAGGAAAAGUUUGUGAACAUCAUUAUUGUGUCGAUAUCAUUAAGCAAUGUCUCUAUGAUAAUAACUGUCAUCCGGGAGAAAUUUGUGACCAAGGAAAAUGUAUUAGUGGAUGUCGCCGUGAUUCAGAUUGCACAUUCGAUCGAGCUUGUUAUAAUAGCCAAUGCCAGAAUCCAUGUACGAUUCAAACACCAUGUGGUUCGAAUGCUCACUGUCAACCUGUUCUUCAUCGGCCCCAGUGUCGUUGUUCAUUUGGUUAUGAUGGAAAUCCUUACGAUUAUUGUAAACCAAUGACCAAAUUACCAGCAACAAGAUGUACGAAUGAUAAACAAUGUCCAUUGGGAUUUAUCUGUGAAUUGAAUAUCUGUACAAUUGGCUGUCGUGUUGAUAAAAGUUGUCCAUCAGAAUUGGCCUGCAUACACAAACAAUGUGUUGAUCCAUGUGAUUUAUCAGAUUCGUGUGGUCAGAAUACUAUCUGUACGACCGUUGGCCAUCGACCACGAUGUUCUUGCAUGGCUGGUUACACUGGCGACCCUAAUCGACAAUGUGCAGUAUCGACAAUGUUAAUCUGUGUUCAAGAUGUUGAUUGUAGUAUUGGACAGAUUUGUGAGAAAAGUAAAUGUAUCGAUGCUUGCCGAACGGAUGAUACCUGUUCAUAUGUUACAGCCUGUAUCAAUCAACGUUGUCAAGAUCCAUGCAGUGUAUACGGUGCUUGUGGCCAUAAUGAUGCUAUUUGUCAGGCUGAAAAUCAUCGUGCUGUUUGUAAAUGUUCAUCAUCAUCAAGUAUUGGUGGUGGUGAUCAAAAUGAUCAUCUAUUCAGUGCUUGUGAUCGUCAACAAAUCAUCUUACAGCCAACAGAUUGUUUAGCUGAUGAUGAUUGUGGUUUUGGAUACAUUUGUAAUCAAGGAUCUUGUAUAGAAGGAUGUCAUCAUAAUGAUCAUUGUGUGCCGAAUGAAGCCUGCAUUAAUUCUGAAUGUCGAAAUCCUUGUGAAUCACCGAAUGCUUGCGGUUUGAAUGCUGAUUGUACAACGAAUGGACAUCGUGCUGUUUGUUCUUGUCAUUCCGGUUUCAUCGGUGAUGGUGUUUCAUGUUAUCCAUUUGAAGAGAUCAAACAAUGCCAAUCCGAUCGUGAUUGCGGUCAUCGAUUGAUUUGUGGUGAACGUUCCACGUGUGUUAUUGGAUGUCGAGAUAGUUCAGGAUGUUCAGAUGAAGAAUCAUGUAUAAAUGGUAUUUGUCAAAAUCCUUGCAGUUUAUAUGGUGUUUGUGGCCGAAAUGCAAUAUGUCAAGCAAUGAAUCGUUCGGCUGUUUGUAGCUGUUCAGUUGGAUUCAAAGGAAAUCCGAAUGUUCUUUGUACGGAUGCUCCGCCACAAUGUUUCCGAGAUAAUGAAUGUGUUGUCGGUCAAAUUUGUGAAAAUAAUCAAUGUAUCUCGGGUUGUCGACAAGAUAAUAAUUGUCCUGAAGAUCGAAUUUGUGUUCAUGGAACAUGCCAAAAUCCUUGCCUUUUGCCAAAAGCAUGCGGUUUGAAUGCCGUUUGUCAACCGUUCAAUCAUCGAGCCCGAUGUGAAUGUAUCGAAAAUUUCCGUGGAAAUCCAUUCGAACAUUGUGAACCAAUUCCAGACGAUUAUUGUGAACAAGAUCAGGCUUGUUCAUUGGGUAAAAUCUGUGAAAACAACAGAUGUAUUGAUGGCUGUCGAAAUGAUGCUAAUUGUCGAUUUGAAGAAUCUUGUAUCAAUAAACAAUGUCAAAAUCCAUGCGAUUUAUUUGGUGCUUGUGGUCAAAAUGCCGUAUGUAAACCAUUGAAUCAUGAUCGAGUUUGUACCUGUGUUAGUGAUUUUACCGGAAAUCCACGAGUUUCCUGUGAACGUGUACUACCACCACCAGAAUGUUUCUCUGAUUUUGAAUGUCCCACUGAACAUAUUUGCAAAAAUCAACGUUGUACCUAUGGAUGUCGAUCAACAUUGAAUUGUCCGAAAGAUAAAACCUGUGUACAAGAAAAAUGCAUCAAUCCAUGUAAACAAAGUGGUGCUUGUGGCCGAAACGCAAUCUGUUUGGCUUCUAGUCAUGUUGCCGUUUGCAGUUGUCCUGCUGGAUUUAUUGGCGAACCGAAUUUCGAAUGCAAAGAAAUUCCACCUGAAUGUCGAACUGAUGAUGAUUGUGGUACGGAACGUAUCUGUUUGAAACAAAAAUGUAUUGUUGGAUGUCGAAUGCAUGGAAAUUGUCCGAUGGAUAAAGCCUGUGUGAAUGGUUUGUGCCAAAGUCCAUGCAAUAUCGGUGGAAUGUGUGGAGUGAAUACAAUUUGUCGUGCUGAACGCCAUGAAGCUCAAUGUUCAUGUAUGCUUUAUACUGGCGAUCCAUUGAAACAAUGUUCAAAACUUUCAGUCGAAUGUGAACAGAAUAAAGAUUGUGGUAAUGGAUAUGUUUGCGCUAAUAACGAAUGCAAAGACAUAAAUGAAUGUCUGCAGGAAAAAAUGCCUUGUGGACCUGGAGCCAGUUGUACUAAUUUACCUGGUUGGUUCAAAUGUUCUUGCCCAAUGCCUUUGGUUGGCGAUCCAUAUGGACCAUUUGGUUGUCGAUCACCACAGCCAGUUUGUCUUCAUGAUGCUGACUGUAAACCGGAUCAACGAUGCAAUCCAGUUACACAAGAAUGUUAUGAUAUCUGUUCUAGGCCCGGCGUCUGUGGUAAAGGUGCCAUUUGUAGAGGAUUUGAUUAUAAAGCUGAAUGUCUUUGUCAAAAUGGUUAUCAAGGCAACCCACAUGUUGAAUGCACGAUUCGUGAUUCAUGCGUUUCUGAUAAUGAUUGUCCGGGUAAUCUUAAAUGUCAAAUUGAUUAUUGUUCAUGUCCUAAACAUCUACAUCAAUUGGGCACAUUCUGUAUUGCUCAAAGUUUCAACUGUUCCCUUCAAAGUCCAUGUCCAUUAAAUCAAGAAUGCGUUUUUAUAAACGGUGGUAAUACUCAUCAAGGAACGUGCAUCUGUCCUCGAGGUUUUCAACUUUCAUUGGAUGGUAGUUGCAAAGAUAUUGAUGAAUGUCAACAAAACUCAAACAUCUGUGGAUCUGGUGCCAUUUGUACGAAUUUGAUUGGAAGCUAUAAAUGUUCAUGUCCAUUCGGUGGUGAUCCAUACAAUGAAGGAUGUUUGACUGAUAAUUUCCGUGAAGGAUGUUUCGUGGACAGUGAUUGUGAUGCGGACAAAGCUUGUGUGGAAACAAACUGUGUCAAUCCUUGUUUGAAAGAAAACAGCUGCGGUCAAAAUGCCAUCUGCACUGUACGAAACCAUAGAAAAGAAUGUAAUUGUAGGCCAUUGUUUUUUGGUGAUCCAUAUUCUAUCUGUCGUAAACCUGUAGAAUGUUUAUCAGACAAUAAUUGUCCAGGUAAUUUGGCCUGUAUGUCGGAUCAAAAAUGUGGCUGUCCACUUGGAUAUGAACGACAAUUGGAUUAUUGUAUAAAAUCAUCGAUCGGUUGUUCAUCGACAAAAUUAUGUAAAGGUAAUCAAGAAUGUAUCCUCACCAAAGGAAAUGGUUUCUGUGUUUGUAUGCGUGGUUUUAGGCUUUCUUCGAAUGGCGAAUGUCAAGAUAUCAACGAAUGUAUUGAACAAACAGGACUUUGUGCUGCAAAUGCCGAUUGCCAUAAUUUACCUGGAUCAUAUGAAUGUCGUUGUUAUGAAAACCAUGAUGGUGAUCCAUAUCGUGAAGGUUGUCGUUCAACACCACCACCAUUGAAAGGUUGUCUUCAGGAUAGUGAUUGUGCAUUAAACAAAAAAUGUAAUGCUCAUCUAGGAGAAUGUUAUGAUCCUUGUGUUUCAAGAGAACAUCGUCUUGGCUACAAAUGUGGUCUAAAUGCUAUUUGUAUAACGGAAAAUCAUAAUCCUGAAUGUUUUUGUCCACCUGGUGGUUAUGAAGGCGAUCCAUUUAAAUCCUGUCAUAAGAAAAUCAUCUGUGGUAUUGAUUAUCAUUGUCCAGGCAAUUUAAUUUGUUUGGACAGUAAUACUUGUGGUUGUCCACCGAAUUUCCUUCAAGAGAAUGAUUAUUGUUACAUGAAAUCAUUGAAUUGUACAACAAAUAAUCCAUGCCCUACGAAUGAAGAAUGUGUAUACACUGGAAGUUUGAAUGGUUUCUGUGUCUGUCCACAUGGCUACGAAUAUCAUCCAAGUGGUGAAUGUAUUGAUCUCAAUGAAUGUCUUCACGUUCAUUGUGGUUCCGGUGCUGUUUGUAAUAAUAAACCUGGCGGUUAUGAAUGUAGCUGUCCCCCGGAUACAGUUGGCGAUGCCUAUGUUAAAGGCUGUUUCGAAAUUGAAGGCUGUAUUUCUACAGCUGAUUGUGCUAGUGAUCGUGAAUGCGAUAUUGGCAGCAAACAAUGUAUAAGUCCAUGUUAUAUCUGUGGUCCGCAUACUGAAUGUACGGCUAUCGAUCAUCGAGCUAUUUGCAGUUGCCCACCUGGAAGAAUUGGGGAACCUUUGGAUAAAUUGGUUGGCUGUUAUGAAGAACCAGAUCUACCGAUUGAAUCACGAACCAUUCCACCGCCAUCAGAAAUAUUAGUCAUGUGUCUGGCUGAUGGUGUACAAGUCAGCGUCCAAUUGGAUCGAUUCGAUGGUCUUAUCUAUGUAAAAGGACAUAGUCAAGAUCCACAAUGCCGUCGAUUGGUCACCAGUGGUGAAGGUGAUUCUAUUGAUUUUAAAGUUUUAUUCGGUCAUUGUGGCUUGAUUCACAUCGAUGGUGAAGCAUCGUUUGUGUUGGUCAUUCAAAAACAUCCUAAACUUAUCACCUAUCGUGCUCGAGCUUAUCAUAUUAAAUGUGUUUACAAUACCGGUGAAAAGACCGUUACGUUAGGAUUCAAUGUCAGUAUGAUCACUACCUCUGGAACUAUUGCCAACACUGGUCCACCACCAACAUGUAUCAUGUCAAUCUGUACGUUGGAUGGUAAAGAAAUUAACAGCGCUGAAAUUGGUGAUGACCUUAUACUCAAAGUGGAUGUACAACCAGAUUUCAUUUACGGAGGCUUUGCUCGAAGUUGUUUUGCUAAAACUAUGGAAGAAGAAGGCGAAUUUCAAUAUGAAGUUACAGAUGAAAAUGGCUGUGCAACUGAUCCAAGUAUAUUUGGCAAUUGGGAAUAUGAUCCACAUAAAAAAUCAUUAAUGGCUCGAUUCAAUGCAUUUAAAUUUCCAAGCAGCAAUAAUCUACGAUUUCAAUGUAAUAUCCGUGUAUGUUUUGGAUCAUGUCCACCCGUUAAUUGUGAUGGUAUCGAUGCCUUUGGUCGUCGUCGUCGACGACGACGUCAAAUUGAAGUUGAUGAAGAUGAUUUCAUACUUACCGAUACAUUUAAAGAAGGUGCACUUCGUGAAGAAAUUAUGGUACAAUCGAAUGCCAUAUUGACAUUUGAAAAACAUGGUUUACAACAAUCGGAAAAUAUUGUCGAGAAUGAUUCGAUUCAUGUGGAAGAUAUUGAACAUGUUUGUUUACCAAAACUUGGUCUAAUCAUUUCAAUGAUUAUCACCACAUUAUUGGCAUUAGUUGCUGUUGCUGUUGCCAUAUCCUGUUGGCUGAUGGCUUAUCGUCGUCGUCCAAAAGGUGUUGGGCCACUGCCUCAUCCACCGGAUUUUCCAAAUCCAUUAUAUACAACACCUGAUCCAUCAUUGAUUGAACCAUUACCCGAUUAUUAUCCAUCAAUGCAACGACAUAUGUAAAAUUUAUUUUUCGUCAAAUUGUUUCAUUUAUUAUCAUACAUUUAUCGGGUUUUCGAAGCAAAAAAAAACAUUGGGCAUGUUCCUUUUGGGUAAUGGGCAAAAAAAACAAUAAUCAAUUAUAAUGGGAUGAAUCAUAAUAAUGAAUCAAAGAUUAUUAGUGCCAAAUUUUUAUUUCUCUCUCUUUAUUCAUCAUCAUCAUCAUCAUCAAAUUAAUCUGCUUAUGUAAAAUAGAUUUGCUGGUCAUUCUUCAUUUCAAUUUUUUAUUCAUUGAUUCAAUUGCUGUGUGUUGAAGGUAUUAAAUUUCUAUAUAUUUUUUGGCAGCUUACCACAAACACAAUGAAAAAGUUCUUAAUUCUUUUUUUUUUUGUUUUCUUUCAACCUGCAUAGACACAUACAACUUACUUAAUACUUUUUUUUUCAAAGAAAACAUUUGUAUUUCCUUUACAAUAUGGCAGCUAUUUCUUUUUUUUGUGUCCUAAUUAAUAAUUCACACACCUAUACACACAGAA
Messenger RNA from Dermatophagoides farinae (American house dust mite), 19445 nucleotides. Lineage: Eukaryota; Metazoa; Arthropoda; Arachnida; Sarcoptiformes; Pyroglyphidae. The record is from RefSeq and is a predicted model, not a curated record.